Magallana angulata is the source of this 1943-nucleotide messenger RNA. RefSeq lists its product as uncharacterized. The record is from RefSeq and is a predicted model, not a curated record. The transcript has 5 exons. NCBI's taxonomy places the organism in Eukaryota, Metazoa, Mollusca, Bivalvia, Ostreida, Ostreidae. Bases 118 to 723 code for a protein of 201 amino acids.
GUACAUAUACCAAUAUAAUCGACUUACCUAUAACACAGUUUAUCAAUGUCACUUGACACCUCUAUGUUACUACAUAUACCCGUCGGAAACGAGGAUUUAUGAUUAACUAAUCCGGCGAUGAAAGACCUGAUGAAGUAUGUAAUGAUAUCCACUGUGAUAUCAUGCAUGAUGAUGAAUACUGUUGCCAUGACAACAAACAACCGUGUCCUUCUUGGUGGUGUGUUGGUGGCUUCGGCUCUUGCUGCGUCUAAUUAUGGGGACUACAUCUUUAGUCCACUAGAGUUGGCAACAUUGACGACUGUUGUUCUUGUAUUGAACUUCCCCAGAAAAGAAUCCUCAGAAUCCUGCACGGCACCGGGGUAUACGGCUGACACCGUGUUGGGAUGCUAUCGUCUGUAUAUUAAUGAACCUAAGAGCAAUACUGACGCCAGACAACAGUGUGCUAAUGAUGGAGGACGGCUCCUGUUACUGAACUCCGAAGCCGAGUAUGACAGAGUGAAAUCCUUAAUUGAUGAAAAUUCGCUCUCCGGCGUUUGGCUUCAGGGAUUGAAAAGUUCCACUUCCUCGCCAUGGUUAGCUGACAAUGGCGACCCUCUUCCUUACCUAGGCCCAAAUUAUAUAGAUUAUCCUCCACCUCCGACAUUAGGAUUCUUCCAGAAUUCGCGAGGAGAGACUGGUGGAGAAGAAAUAACAUCUCCGGCUCCUUUUUUUUGUGAAAUUUGAUAUUCUAAACAAUUUUGAGAAAUUAAAUGAAUUGUGGCGUUGGUUUUAAUCGUAGGAUACUUUGUGACAGCGACAGGAAUGGUUACUUACGCAUUGAAUCAUUUUUUGUUUGAAGGAUACUGUCUCAUAACUGCAGCGGUGUGUGCUAACAAAUUGAGUAACGCGCGUAAGCAUCGCUGCAGUUAUGAGACUGUAUCUUUCAUUAAUCAGGAUUUAAUGCUUAUAUUUACAUUUUUUUAAUUUCUUGUCUUGUCUGUUAAUGUGAUUAAUACCUUAAAAUUCCUAUAUUAUCCUAAGGGAAGUUCAUAUUAAUAGAAUAGCCAUUGUAACAGCCACAAGCGUGAACUUUGAUUUUCGCUUUUGACGUUGCACUUUACAGCGGUGUGUGCAUACAAAUUGAGUAACGCGCGUUUUUUAACUUACGUUAUCCCAAGGUUAGUUCAAAGCGUGAACUUUGAUUUUCGCUUGUGACGUUGCAGUUUACAGCGUUCAACGUUUGUGACUUCAUAAUAAAUCUCGUCAUUUUAACCUUUGAGUACCCUGUGUGCAUUGCUAAAGCAUUGAAUGAUUUAUUUUUGGCGUCGUCUUGUAGAUAACUGCCGUCAGGCGAGCAGACAAAUUGAAUAACGCGCGUUUACGCGUUAUGAUUAUUUAAUCAUGUAAAUGCUUCCCUUUCUGAUGAAAUCAAUUAUUUACUUAAAUAAAUCGAUACAAAUUGCAGAUCACGGAGGGAGUAAUUAAGGGAAAGGUACAUUUAUGAAUUCUGUUGAAAAUAUAUAAAAGUAAGUCAAUUUCACUCAAAGUUUGUCAAAACUUUCUAGUACUACAAGAUAAUGUUAUAAUCAAUUUAUCAAACAUCAUAAAGUAAAUUGCCUUUAUCCCAUUUAUAAUAAGAUAAAAAAUUCAAUUAAUAAAUAUGCAAUCAUGUAACUAGCUAGCAUUGCAGUAAAAAAUACCCUGCGUAAAAGUGUUCUCUAAAUUUGUUCUGCAGUUCUAAAGAAAGAAUCUUUGUGUAUAUGGUUACAUCUCUCAUUAAUUUAUUUAAAAAAUUAUCCACACAAGGUGAGUUUAGGUACGUAGAUUUUUACCCUGUAGAUUAUCCAUACAAGUGAAAGUUACCAUCAUGGUAACUACAGCAACAGACGCAUGCCAAAAGUAAAGAUAAUUCCAAGAUGGCGGCUGUACCGAGACGUGAAGCGAAUGGGACUUUUUAUUCCACC